UUCUAAGUUAGCUUCAGUUAGCUAAGUAUCAAACAGUUAACAGAAGAUACCGAAAGUGGCACAUCAGUUUGCAAUUUGCAACGUAAGCACAUUUUACGCUGUUACGCAGAUAACAUAAUGCAUAUGGCAUUGUUUUAAGUAAAAAGCGUCUUUUAAAUUCAGACCGACAUGAGGACAAUAACUUCAGCAGGUGGCAAUGUUGAGACUGUGAGCGUCAGAAGAACUGAGUCAGCUGAUGCGCCACAGAUCAACAGCCUCAUAAGUCCUGCCACUGUGUCAGUGUUUGGAAGGGUCAAUGUCAUUCAUCUACUGGAGAAGGCCAAUUUGGCAGUGAGCCUGAACAAUGCCACGGGUGAAGUUCUGGCCCAUGCUGCCUUCUUGGACUACCCACUCGGUGACAUGGUGGAUCAAGCUUCCUGGGAGCCACUGAUGCAUGAUCACUUUAAAGCGGAAAAAUGCACACCUUUGAACACGCUCUUCUUGCAUCUCUUUGUGGCUCAGCCAAUCUACUCUGUUGGGAGUGCAAAAGAGAUAAUAAGAACUGUCUUUCAUGCUAUCACAGAACUUGAGUACAUCUACCUGGUCACUCCAAACAAGGUCCGCAUAGAGCCUGCGCUGCUGGAGAUAUUUGAGCCGAUGGCGAGAGUCAGCAAUUCCAAGGUCCAGUGCUUAGCGUUUGUGUGCCAAAGACACAACUACUGUCCAAGGCUAUAUGUCCGGAAAGCAAGGAUCGAGGAUCACGAUGACCUCACACACAUAUGUUCAGAGCAGACCAAGGCUCUCACAGGCUCCUACGGACCCUACUUCCUGGCUGAGCUCAUUGAGGCUCAGGACGAGGGAAACCAUGCAGCCGUUUGUGAGAGUGAGGGACUGGCCGUCGGUUUCAUCAGUGUGAGCGGUGACAUCAAUUUGAAGCUGUUGAAUGAGUGUUUUGAGCUCGGGCCGUUUAAUGGCCUCUACAAGCCAUGCUCGGAAGACCAGCCUGAGCCUGUCGAAGACCCCCCAGAGGAGGGCAGUCAAAGUGUGGGGGAAUCCAAGCCAGGACACCCACUGGAGCACACAGAAAAGAGCCCAGUGGAAAAUGAAGGUAUGGCGGAUGUCCCUUGUGAAAUCUCAGAGUCUCAGAUUUCCGGUGAUGGUCAAGGACCAAGAGACUGUACAGAAACAGCAAACGCCUUCUGUGUUCAGCUAUUUGUCAUCGACAAGAAAUUUGAAAUGAGAUCCAUGGACUUUCUCCCCAACAUAUUCAAGCUCUUCCCUGACAGGGACUUCUGUGUCAUCACAGUGCCCAAGCUGGCUCCUGAGUUCCCCCUCCUCCAGAGCUUCCUCAGGGUGGUGCCACGCCACACCAGCAGUAUGCCCCAGGAGCUCUACAUCUUCCACCGCUCCGGCCUGCUCAAAACCUUCCAGGUGAGGGUGGCCGUGUCUGCAGACAGGCCUUCCAUCUGCGCCAUGGUGGAGAAGCUCCUUCUUCAUGAGUCCCUGCUGAACGACCUGGAUGUGUUCUAUCAGGCCCGCAGAGACCCGGAUGGAACUCCCCUCCAGGCGUUUGUGGCCCAAGUGCAGGACCAAGUCGUGGGCGUCAUCAUCACCAGAAACGAGGAGGACAUCGAUUCUAUCCGCGCCAACUACGACAUCGAGAACUUCAUCUACUUCAGCCACCACCGCUACGAGGAGCACGCGCAGCUGGGCCACUUCGCCCUCAGCCCCGUCUUCCAGCACUACGCCAAGCACUUCCUCAAGGAGGCCCUGCGCCUGGCCCACAAGUCCUGCCUCUACUACCCCGUCUACCCCGUCUGCCACAGCCAGAAGAACUCCUGCGCCCAUUACCUGACCUCCGUCCUGAGCGCCAUGGUUCCCGUGCGCCCGCGGCGCCAGAUUGUUUACCCUCUGGAGGACCUGGGCAUCAACGCCCCGUCCAAACAAAUCACCAAGGACCAGGUUCCAUAUGCACUCAACCACAUCAACAGGAAACUAACCAUGGAACCGAAAGUCACCAUCAAUGCCAGGAUCGUGGUGGUCGGGGCGUCAGACACGGGGCUGGCCUUCCUGGAGGUGCUUGCAUUCUGUCCACAUCUUAGGUUCAACAACAUGACUUUGAUCUCCAUGCAUGGAUUUCCAGGAUCCUACGUGGAAGAACAUAUGAGUUUUCUGUCCACAAGCCAUAGCUACAGUGAGCGCGACCACGCCCGGCUUUCUCUCCGCUCCUGGGUCAACGUGGUGACCGGCGAGAUGACGGGGAUCGACCGAGCGGCCAAACACGUGCUGCUGUCAGGGGGCAGGAAGGUCCCCUACGACCACCUCCUGCUCUGCACCGGCCAACAGUACCAGGUUCCUUGUCCCAGUGGAGUGGAUAUCAACCAGCCGACCACGAACGGCGAGCUCCCAGUUCAGCCCGGCCGCAGAUACACAGGGAAGGUCCCCUCCAACCUGUUCACCCUCAACGACCACCGCGACUGCGUGGAGGUGCUCCGCUGGCUGGAGGAGAACCUUCCGGAUCUGAAUGGCGACGUGGUAGUGUACGGCCACAGCCUGGACGCGUACACCUGCGUGGAAGCCCUGCUCUCCAUGCGGAUCCCCGGCUCCUGCAUCCACCUGGUCCGCCCGCCGUCCGAGGGCUCCUGCUUUGACGGCCCCGCCGUGGGGAAGGCCGUGGGGAAGGCCCUGGAGAAGAGCCGGGUCCACGUCCACCACGGCUGCCUGCUGGCGCAGAUGAACGACGGGCGCGACCCCGAGCCGCUCACCUCGGUGUCGUUCACCACCGCCGGUGACCCCCUGCUGCUGCGGUGCUCGGUGUUCCUGAACCUGUCCUCCAAAGGGGUGGAUUACAGCGCCUUCAAGGCCAUCAACGAUGCCUGUCUGGUGUACGACGGCCACCUGGUCAUUGACUCCACCUUCCACACCAACGACUCCAGCAUCCGCGCCGCCGGGCCCCUCACCAAGUUUGCCCGGCGCUACCACGCCGACCAGUGGUCCCACUCCCACUUCAGCUCCAGGGAGGUGGGCCAGGAGCUGGCGGGCGCGCUGCUGCCCCUGUUCGACCCCACCCUGGAGCCUGCCACCAACCCUCCGGCCGACCUGGACCGCCUCACCCCCAUGUACCAGCAGGCCAAGGUUCAAGGUGGAAAACUCCCAGGAAGAUACAAUUACCUCCAUGUUACCAAACCCCCUCUUCAGCUUCCUGCAACAGGGCCGUCAACAGGCCAACCGCAGGGCCGAGAAAUCCUGACCGGCCGCACAGAGACAGGGAACUACUUCCUCCUGCGUCUGAACCAGUACGACGUGGUGGAGACCCUCACCUGCCUGUCGCAGAAGCCCAUCCCCGUGUCCAACUUCCUGUGUCUCUAUGGGAAACACCAGCUGCUGCUCAACCGGCUUUGCUCGCGCUACGACGAGGGCCUGGUUCAUGACCUCUACAGCUAUUUCAGGGAGAAUUGGUGUUUGGCGAUAUAUCACGAUCGCUUUACGGACUUCGAACAGGAGAUGCGUCAAAUCAUGGAAUCCACAAAAGUGAAGGAUAACAACUCAGUUGUUGAGUCCAUCCCUCACUUCAUCCAGCGCUUGAUGAAUAAGACGCUGGAUGAUUCGGAGGACCCAAUGCUGAUCCUCAAAAAGGCAUUUGCUGAGAGCGGAGGGCUGGCUACUCUGAAGACAAGCACACUCAACUUCCUGAGGUACAACACAAACCAUCUGACCAUGUACGCCCAGCCUGGAGUUCUGUGAUGGAUCCAAAUAUACUAUUUUUAUUCAAUAAAAUAGAGAAAUGCUAGCCUCUCACUGUACAAACCUU
Messenger RNA from Osmerus eperlanus (European smelt), 3790 nucleotides. RefSeq names its product cilia and flagella associated protein 61 (gene cfap61). The coding region runs from base 169 to 3723 and encodes 1184 amino acids. Gene Ontology annotation, molecular function: oxidoreductase activity. The record is from RefSeq and is a predicted model, not a curated record. NCBI's taxonomy places the organism in Eukaryota, Metazoa, Chordata, Actinopteri, Osmeriformes, Osmeridae. The transcript has 26 exons.